UCCACCCAACCAUUGGUUGCUGCAUGCAACGUCUGAGCAGGGCAACGUGACAAGUGACUCCUACAGCCCACGCGCCUAGAUGGUCGCUAUGGAGAGGAGUUGCGGAGCAAGCAAGCAGCAGUUAGGAAUCGAGGUGGAAUCUGAGCGAGAGGAACGGAAAGUGUACGGAGAAAUCAUGGCCAAAAGAUUGCUGCUUCAUUACCACACGAGUAAUUUGUCUCUCAAUGGACUGCAGGCAGCCACAGUUUUACUUUUCAUCUAUGGGUUUACUUGUGUGAGCAGCAACGAGGUGCUGGUCCCAGAAAGGGUGAAUGCGGUUUUGGGGAAGAACAUCACGCUGGCCUGCCGGGUAGAGGUGGGCACCAACCUCAGCCUCACCCAGACGUCAUGGGAGCGCCGAAUGCCCUCAGGCACAAUCACCCUAGCUGUCUUCAACCCCCAGUUUGGCAUCUCCAUCUCCCCAGAUUAUACCAGGCGCCUCUCCUUCCUGAACCCCUCCGUGCAUGAUGCCACCAUUAUCCUUGAAGGCGUGGGUUUUCAGGACAUCGGAUCUUACACCUGCAAAGUGGCUACGUUCCCGCUUGGGAACACACAGGCAUCCACUGUCGUCAACAUUUUAGUGGAGCCCAAGGUCUACGUUGCCUCCGGCUCCAGAGCCCUGGUGGACGGUGGUACUGAGGUAGUGGUGGCCACCUGCAUCGCGGAGCGUGGCCGGCCUGCAGCUGAAGUGUCCUGGGAGUCUGAGCUGUUAGGCCACACUGAGGUAGACACGCAGGACGAGCCCAACGGAACUUCCACCACCCAGGUACGCUACAUUUGGGAGCCACAGAGACAUGCCCAUGGUCAAACACUCACCUGUGUGGUACGCCACCCAGCCCUGCAGACCGAGUUCAGGAUACCGUAUGUGCUCAACGUGCAGUUUGCUCCUGAAGUGAAGGUGGUUGGAUAUAACCAGAACUGGUUUGUUGGCCAGGAGAAGAUGAAGAUGGACUGUGGAGCCACUGCUAACCCACCUGCCCACCACUUCUCCUGGAGCCGGUUGGAUGGGCCGAUGCCUGACGGUGUGGAUAUAGUGAACAACACUUUUAGUUUCACUCGUCCUCUGGAGAGAAAUGACUCUGGACUGUAUAGGUGUGAGGUGUCCAAUGACAUCGGACCUCGCACUCUGGACGUUCACGUCUGGAUACAAGAUCCUCCUCCCACCAUGGCCCCAGUCCCCACCACAUCUAUUAGCCGUUUCCUGGACACCGGUGGGACCAGCACAUCCCUUAACAAAAGGCGAGCUAGUGGCCCCUUUACCUCCCCCACGCUGGCCUCCCUGCCAGACAGCGGUCUGGGUACCAUAGUGGGCGGGGCUGUGGGUGGUGUGCUGUUCCUGGUGUUGCUCUUGAUCCUGGGUGGAGCCUGCUUCAUGCGCCAGCGCAGGACCUUCAGGGGGGAUUACUACACCAAGCAGUACCUGGGCCCCUCGGACAUGCAGAAGGAGUCCCAACUGGACGUGCUCCAGCCCCACGAGCUGCAGGAGGUCUACGGGGAUGGGCAGAACUCUACUGGCAAGGGCAGCCAGGAGCUGAAAUCCAAGCCAGAACUGGGACGGGACAUAAUUUACCCAAACGACUACCCCAAUGACAUCAAAGACAGGGGGGACUGGGAUGACGGCUGCAGGGGCCUCCGGGACGGCAGCUACUAUUCUGUGGAGAACCACAACAACAUCCAUCACCCCAGCGGGCCACCUGUUCACACCCCCUCUGUGACCAACGGCUCCCCCUACCUGCCGGAGGAUGGCUUUGAUAACAGCACAGACAGCGAAUACGUGUCCCAUAUGGAUGGGUCUGUGAUCUCACGUAGGGAGUGGUAUGUCUGAGGUAUAUACAGGGGAUCAGGGAAAGACCUUUCCACUCAAAGUGACAGAGUCAGUGCGACUGUUAUCUAUGAGGAUGGAUAGUAUUAUAGAGACAUUAUCAAUUCAAUUAACUGACUCAUCCAGAUGAGUUUAAAUUCACAGCUCUGCUUUGCUGGUGGUCAUUAAUUUUGCUUUGAUUUUAACUACUGACCCCAAGGACAUGAAUACAUAUGACUGCCUUAUGGAGGGUUAAAACUCUGUGGAAUUUUAACGGGUGAUCGCAGGCUACAAAUGACGGAAUUCUGCAAAACUUUCUAGGGGCCAUUAAGCAAGGGUUUCUUCCUACUGUGCUGUUUCAACUGAACUGAUUGGUUCAUAUUGUCUUUCUGCUUUUAUGUUUGUGAACACCUGUUUUACUCAACUUACAAGUUGUCAAUUCAGCCCUGGUUAUUGAAAUACAUUUUGUGUAUCCCUUAUGAUGCACUGUAUUUAAAUGGCUUUUAAAAAUGGACACUUUAGUGCUUACGUAUAAUCCUAUUAAUUUCUCAUAAAGGUUAUGUUCUGAUUGCUGCUUGAUGUUGAAACCACCUAAGUAUUGGUUGUAUUUUUGUUUUCAAACUGUUAUACAGAUGUGAAAGGGAAAAUUAUUCAUUAUUGUGACGGGGAGAAGUAUGCCAAUUUAUGGUUAAUAGAUCAUCGAUGAUGACAGAACAUAUCAUUUAAAUCAUUUUUAAAAGUGAUUUAGCGUACACUCCAAUCUAAAUCGAUUUCCAUGAGAAAUUAGGCCUAAUUGUCUUAUUCAAGGAUAGAACCAUAUUUUUCUCCUUGCCUGCUGUGGGAUAUGAGUUAUCAACCAACACUAAGCCUGUCAGUGCUAUGAUGAUACAGUAUGACACGGUCAGUAAUAUAUGAUAUGUCUGUUAGGUAAAUAGGCCCAACAAAUCUAAUGGAUGGUUUUGUUCUGGGACUAAUUAUGAUUGUGUAUUGCACAUGUUCAUUAGCAUUAGAUGACCAGUGUUUUCUCAGCGGCCCCCUCUUCCCUAUAUUGUGCCCUACCCGGUCAAAGUAGUAGGACUCGGGUGCAGUAUGGGACAAAUGUACGGUCUUGGCAUUCAGUGUUGUCUUUUCCAUUGUUCUCUCACUCGGACUCCGUGACCAUGAUUCCUGUGUAUGUUUUUACUAACUAACAGACGAGGCAUGUUACAUGAAAUGUUUGUCUUUGCUGCCAGUAACCUUGUCGUGUUAUGUGCUGUCUAUGUUCACAACCAGUAACCAUGACAUGAUGUUAAAUCACUGAAAUAGUUGAAAUCAUUAGUGAUCUCAUGUCCAUUAGCUUGUAUUGACCUUUGACUUCUGGCUCUGCCUGCGGCUUGGCUCUACCGGUGGAACUAAAAGAAGGAUUUAAGUGAUUUUCUUAAACCGGGCCAUUAAAGAAAAAAGACCCUCUCACAGUCAAUUGGUUGGGUGGAGAAGUGAGCAUGUACCCUAUGACUUCUACGCAACAUACCCUAUGAACUUGGAGCAUCAGUAUCCACCUGCUCAUCCAUGGUUUUGGUUCCUGUCUGCUUGACUCAAGGCUGCCAGCGCGUGCCUGACUUCAACUCCACAAUUUGUCUUAUCUGAACUACUGCUUUCACAUCCACCCAGGGCCUGUAGGCUAGAUACAAUGCAGGGAUACAUUCUCAAGUCAUUUAAGUAUGUGUGAGGUUACCAUAGUCUGAAACAUUUUCCAAAUACAGGCUGGUCUUUGACAUGUUUUUUCAUUGGGAGUGGAAGAGAGUGAUUGAAUGUUUACUAAAGUAAUUUCUUUACACUUUGGUGUGUUUUUUCAUUUUCCAGUUGACCAUUUUGUGUGUGUGUGUGUGUGUGUGUGUCAUAAUAUCAGACUGAUUGUGGGCAGACAUUUGGGUAAUGUGUUAAGUCCUGAUGGCCUCUGGAGGGAAAGCGGAAAACUUCUCAUAUUGUAAGAAUGAAUCUUUCCUGACUGAUUUCAUCAGUGAGAUGAACUUAUCCUUUCCAUAUCUUCCUGUUUAAUAUUUAUGAUUUUGUUGCUUGUUUUUAAACCAGCGCGGUUGACUUAAGGUAAAUUAUUAUGCCUUAUACACAAAGACUCUUGUAGCAGCUGUUACAAUGUAUCUAAUAAGUUUUAUUUAGAAACAUUUCACUGGAAAAACGUUGGUAGUCCUUUUACUAAGCAGGCCAUAAUCAUAGUAAAUAUGAUUUUUUUCCUUCUCAAUAUGUUGGCUGAUUGCUAUUGUUUAGGAGAAAAAUGUUUUGUAAUUGUUUUUGUCUGAAAUUGUCUCAAGCAUUUAAUUAUUUUAAGAUCAUUUAAAAUAAAGAUCAAUAGUCUAUUGUUA
Esox lucius (northern pike) is the source of this 4200-nucleotide messenger RNA. RefSeq names its product nectin cell adhesion molecule 3a (gene nectin3a). The transcript is spliced from 7 exons. Gene Ontology annotation, biological process: heterophilic cell-cell adhesion; homophilic cell-cell adhesion. Lineage: Eukaryota; Metazoa; Chordata; Actinopteri; Esociformes; Esocidae. The record is from RefSeq and is a predicted model, not a curated record. The coding region runs from base 80 to 1864 and encodes 594 amino acids. Gene Ontology annotation, cellular component: apical junction complex; adherens junction.